CCCACCCAUAACCCACCAUGUCCUGUAAGUGCAGCCAACAGUGCGAUAUUGACGUUAUGUCCGACCCGUUGGUCCUCUCGGCAGACCCUUCCCACCCAGCAAACUUGAUUCCCGAGCUUUGCACCGUGUUCUACAACAACGGCUGGGUAACCGGUACCGGUGGAGGUAUCUCUAUCAGGAACGCCGAGGGCGACAAGGUUUAUAUUGCGCCGAGCGGGGUGCAAAAGGAAAGAAUGGUACCGGAAAACAUGUUCGUGAUGGACUAUGCCAGCGAAGAGUACUUGAGAGUGCCCCAAAUUACCAAGAAGCCGUCUGCGUGCACGCCGUUGUUCAUGUCUGCCUUCAAGAUGAGAGGGGCCGGCGCUUGUAUCCAUACCCACUCUCAGAGUGCAGUAAUGUGCACGCUCCUCUUUGGUGAUGAGUUCCGUAUUUCAAACAUUGAGCAGAUUAAGGCCUUGCCAAAGAUUACCGAGGCCGGUAACUUGGGAUUUUUUGACGAGUUAGUGAUCCCGAUCAUCGAAAACACCGCCCAUGAGGAGGACUUGGCGGACAGUUUGCAAGAGGCCAUUAGAAACUACCCGGGUGCUACCGCAGUGUUGGUCAGACGCCACGGGAUCUACGUGUGGGGCGAGACUGUGUGGAAGGCGAAGGUGUACAACGAAGCGAUUGACUAUCUUUUGGAGUUGGCGGUUAAGAUGAGACAGGCAGGUAUUCCGACUACGUGCGGGGUGGGUGAAGAGAAGAAGUACUUGAAAUACUAGCAAGCGUAAUGGUUAAGGGUAUACUCAGUGAUACUUAUAUAGAUAUAGUUAAUGGUAUUAUUCUAUAGAGUGAAUGGGCGAUGUCUCUAUAUAGAUUGUAAGUUGAAUGGCUAUAUUCAUCGGUGAAGUAAAUUGUGUGUCUGAGUCAAGGGAUGCGUAGAGCUCAGGGUAUGGCAUAUCCAUAUCUAGGUACAUUGAAGGAUAUUUCACCUUUCAUAUGGGUAAGUUGGAUUCUGAUGGAUUAUACCCAUAGCUGUAUAAUCCAAGAUAUUUCUUACAGGGGUUUUUGGUGAACAGGUACUUUCAUCAAAGCGACAGGUAAUAUGAACAGUGUUUCAUGCUAGUAUACAGGUAAUGUAGCGGUUAUAAUGGAUUUUUGGUGCUUUUUAGUGCUUCCCCGCG
Babjeviella inositovora NRRL Y-12698 is the source of this 1163-nucleotide messenger RNA. Its product is annotated as methylthioribulose 1-phosphate dehydratase. Gene Ontology annotation, cellular component: cytoplasm. NCBI's taxonomy places the organism in Eukaryota, Fungi, Ascomycota, Pichiomycetes, Serinales. Bases 18 to 761 code for a protein of 247 amino acids. Gene Ontology annotation, molecular function: methylthioribulose 1-phosphate dehydratase activity; metal ion binding. The transcript has a single exon. The record is from RefSeq and is a predicted model, not a curated record.